Molecule: messenger RNA, 1860 nt
Organism: Zingiber officinale
Lineage: Eukaryota; Viridiplantae; Streptophyta; Magnoliopsida; Zingiberales; Zingiberaceae
Exons: 4
Coding region: 1-1860 (619 amino acids)
Source: RefSeq, a predicted model, not a curated record
AUGCACUUAGUCAGAAGUCCAGAGGGCACGGACUUGAUUCAGGGUUUCUCCAAGUUGGACCUUGAGGAGAUGGGACAGACAGAGCAAGCGUAUGAUAACCAUACAGAAAAUCCAGAAGCAUUUAUGAAGUUUUUGGAGGAAGCAGAGAAGCCACUGUAUAAGGGAUGCAAACGUUACACAAAGUUGAGUGCACUUGUAAAACUAUACAAUACCAAAGCAAGGCAUGGGAUGAGUGAUGCUCUAUUUUCAGAUCUACUAGCAGAUUUUGGGGACAUGCUGCCAGAUAACCACAAUCUGCCAUCGUCAAUUUAUGAAGCAAAGAAGACGUUGAGUUGUUUGGCUUUGAGUCAUGAAAAGAUUCAUGCUUGUUCCAAUGAUUGCAUCCUUUAUAGGAAACAAUAUAAAGACUGCGUAAGCUGCCCGAAAUGUGGCUUAUCAAGAUGGAAGCUAACCAAGAAAAAUGUUGAGAAGAAAGGUGUUCCUGCCAAAGUGAUAGCACAAGAGUUGUUGGUCAGUUACGCCAUCCAGUUGAUUCACCUUCAUGGAAAUUGGUGGAUCAUAUGUGGCCCGACUUUGGAAGUGAGGCAAGAAAUAUUCGCCUGGCACUUGCAGCCGAUGGAAUUAAUCCUCACAGCAAUCUUACCUGGAAACGAUAUCGACGUCUACCUUGAGGUUCUAGUUGAUGAUUUGCAGCUGUUGUGGGAAGGAGUUGAUGGAGUUUAUGAUGCUUAUCGAAGGGAGGUUUUCACUCUUAAAGCAGUUCUUUUAUGGACCAUCAACGACUUUCCUGCAUAUGGUAACCUUAGUGGAUGUACUACACAUGGUUAUUACGCAUGCCCAAUAUAUGGUGAGGAUACUUAUGCAAAGCACUUACAAAAUGGGAAGAAAAUGUCAUUUGCUGGGCAUAGACAAUUCCUACCACGAUUUCAUCCAUAUCGGAGGCAAAUAAAGGAGUUUAAUGGCAUGGAGGAACUUGGUGAAGCAGGUAGGCCAUUAUCUAGAAUUAAGUUGUUUGACAAGCUUUCAGACAUAACAUGUGAGUUUGGAAAGAAAACAAGUGUGAAGGGGAAAAUAAGGAAAAAAGCAAAGGAGAAUAUUGUUGAAGACAUUGAAGAAGAAAAGUAUGUUGGAGCUACAAAUUUUAGUAAAUGUUGGAAGAAGAAGUCAAUUUUUUUCAAUCUUCCAUACUGGAAAUACCUACAUGUUAGGCAUUGUCUCGAUGUUAUGCACAUUGAGAAAAACGUUUUCGAGUCUCUGAUUAAUACUUUGAUGAACAUCAAGGGAAAAACCAAGGACAAUGUGGUAGCUAGGUUGGACAUGGUUCAGAUGGGAAUUAGGUCUCAAUUGGCUCCUAAAAUUGGUGAGAAAAGAACAUAUCUACCUCCUGCAGCAUGCUCAUUCACAAAAAAUGAGAGAUUACAAGUAUGUAGGUCAUUAAUGGAUAUAAAAGUUCCGGAAGGUUUCUCAUCAAACAUGAAGAAUCUUGUCUGCAUGGAUGAGAUGAAGCUGAGUAGCUUGAAAUCACAUGAUUCUCAUGUUAUAAUGCAGCACUUCCUGCCAAUAGUCAUACGUAAUUCUCUGCCAAAAUAUGUUAGAUAUGUUGUCAUAAGAUUAUGCUUCUUCUUCAAAGAUAUUUGUUGCAAGAUUAUCGAUGUAGCCAAGUUAGAUAAGCUGCAAUCUGACUUGAUUGUUACACUCUGCUUAUUGGAGCAGUAUUUCCCCCCUUCUUUCUUCGAUAUCAUGCUCCACUUAACAGUUCAUCUUGUUCGUGAAGUCCAAUUAUGUGGACCAGUCUACUUCAGAUGGAUGUACCCAUUUGAAAGAUGCAUGAAGGUGUUGAAAAGUUACGUAGGCAGUUGA